Messenger RNA from Anolis carolinensis (green anole), 3817 nucleotides. It is a transcript of the gene dld, whose product is annotated as dihydrolipoamide dehydrogenase. The coding region runs from base 131 to 1657 and encodes 508 amino acids. NCBI's taxonomy places the organism in Eukaryota, Metazoa, Chordata, Lepidosauria, Squamata, Anolidae. The transcript has 14 exons. Gene Ontology annotation, cellular component: mitochondrion; oxoglutarate dehydrogenase complex. The record is from RefSeq and is a predicted model, not a curated record. Gene Ontology annotation, molecular function: dihydrolipoyl dehydrogenase (NADH) activity; flavin adenine dinucleotide binding.
CGGCUGCUUCUGCUGAGGAGGACCUUGAGGGCACCCCGGCCUCCUCUCCCGUUGUGCGCCUGCGCGAGUCUUCAGUGUCCUUGGCGGUGCCGCUGCUGCUGCCUCAGAGGGAACUGUGAAAGCAGCCGCCAUGCAGACGUGGAGCCGAGUCUGUUGCGCCCUCGCCAAGAGGGGCCAUUUUAGCCAGAUUCAUCAUGGCUUACAAGGCAUUUCUGUGGUGCCUUUAAGAACCUAUGCUGACCAAGUUGAUGCUGAUGUAACAGUCAUUGGUUCUGGUCCAGGGGGUUAUGUUGCAGCUAUCAAAUCUGCUCAGCUUGGCUUUAAGACAGUCUGUGUGGAGAAGAAUGAAACAUUAGGUGGAACCUGUUUGAAUGUUGGGUGUAUACCUUCUAAGGCCUUACUAAAUAAUUCACACUUCUACCAUUUGGCCCAUGGAAAAGACUUCGCGAGUAGAGGAAUUGAAAUUACAGGACUCCGGCUGAAUUUAGAGAAGAUGAUGGAACAGAAGAGCGGUGCAGUGAAAGCCUUAACAGGUGGAAUUGCUCAUUUGUUUAAACAGAACAAGGUAACACAUGUGCCUGGAUUUGGAAAAAUAACAGGCAAAAACCAGGUCACAGCAACCAAAGAAGAUGGCAGCACUCAGGUUAUUAAUACAAAGAACAUCCUUAUAGCUACAGGCUCAGAAGUGACACCUUUUCCAGGAAUUACGAUUGAUGAAGAAACAAUAGUAUCAUCCACUGGUGCACUGUCAUUGAAGCAAGUUCCUGAAAAAAUGGUUGUUAUUGGUGCUGGAGUCAUUGGUGUGGAACUGGGCUCGGUCUGGCAGCGCCUAGGUGCUGAUGUGACAGCUGUGGAAUUCUUGGGCCAUGUUGGUGGAUUGGGCAUUGACAUGGAGAUAUCAAAAAACUUCCAACGUAUUCUCCAGAAGCAAGGGCUUAAAUUUAAACUAAAUACCAAAGUUACAGGUGCUACCAAGAAACCAGAUGGAAAGAUUGAUGUUGCGAUUGAAGCUGCUGCUGGUGGCAAGGCAGAAGUGAUUACUUGUGAUGUCCUUUUGGUUUGCAUUGGGCGGCGUCCUUUCACUAAAAAUCUUGGUCUGGAAGAUGUUGGUAUUGAACUAGAUAACAAAGGUAGAAUCCCCAUCAACAACAGAUUCCAAACCAAAGUGCCAAACAUUUAUGCUAUUGGCGAUGUAGUCGCUGGGCCAAUGCUUGCUCACAAAGCUGAAGAUGAAGGCAUUCUUUGUGUUGAGGGAAUAGCCGGAGGUGCAGUUCAUAUUGACUACAACUGUGUGCCUUCAGUAGUUUAUACACACCCUGAAGUUGCCUGGAUUGGCAAAUCUGAAGAACAGCUGAAAGAAGAGGGGAUAGAGUACAAAGUUGGGAAAUUUCCUUUUGCUGCUAACAGCAGAGCAAAGACCAAUGCUGACACAGAUGGGUUGGUGAAGAUGUUAAGUCACAAAACAACUGACAGGAUGCUCGGAGCUCAUAUUCUAGGCGCAGGGGCUGGAGAAAUGAUCAAUGAAGCUGCCCUUGCAAUGGAAUACGGAGCAUCAUGUGAAGAUGUAGCCAGAGUUUGCCAUGCACAUCCAACUGUAUCUGAAGCCUUCAGAGAAGCAAACCUGGCAGCAUCAUUUGGCAAAGCUAUCAACUUCUAAAAUGAAAGGAUAUCUAUGGUGUACAAAGCUUAUUUUCCUGUAAAACUUGACUAGAGGCUUUGUAGAAAGCUUGGUCUUCGGAAAGCUUGGUCUGUUUCUCAGACGACAUCAAUGGACUUUUGUUUAAAAUGCGAAAUAUUUAAAACAGUAUGAGGUUGUGGAGAGGGGAAAGCACCCAACACCUGUAUAUUGAAUAUAUUGAUUUCUGUUUGUUUCUACAUUCUGAGUUUUGCAGGAUACAAGCAAUGGAGAUCACUGCUUAAGAUUGUAUAGUCCUUCAUAGUUCCAUCAUGUUGCUGGGCAAAAUAUAAUGGCUCAUUAUUAUCUAGCGUUGUUCUGUCAUUGAUGAGGAACCUUUACUACAGUGGGUUGACACUAUAUGCUGCGGUCACCUUCGCACAGUGCUAUUUUAAUUUCAGUGAAAGGAAUAAGUAGUUCAGCUGGCCCUCCACAUUUCUGGAUUUGACUUUUUAGGAUUUGGUUAUUCACAUAUUUGAUUAAAAUACUCUCUCUAGGGAUAUCUAGGUACCCCAGUGAUCAUAGAAUUAAGCUAAAGGACCUAGAAAUUCUUUGAGAGAACAUCUCAAGUUCCUCUGGGAACUUUAAGUCCUCUAAAUACAAUUCAGUUGAAGUUGACCAUAGAGUCAUGCUGGAGAAACUCUGUAUUUUUUGAGAGGUGGUCUCUCAGAUAAAAAAGAAACAAUACUUGGUUUUUAAAACUUUUGCAAGGGUCCUGUGCCCCUAACAUCAGUGAAUGUGGCUGGUUAACUGUAGAUUUUAUUACAUACCUUUUUUGCAUUACAGUGCUCUGAACUAAAGCUAGACUUAUUGUAUACUGCUUUUAAAUUACAGUGCAGAGAACUGCAAAAUGUACGAACCUGAUUUUGCUUUAUACCUUUUUUCAAAGACUGAAAAUACCUCCACUUUAAUGAAACUGCGAAAUUCUUUCAGAAAACAAAAACUGAGUGGGAAAACCAUUGAUAAGAACCCUCUCUUUUCUUGCUUAAUUUGACAAACUUCUUGGUUGCAAACUUUUUUAAAAGUCUGAAAUAACAAGUGAAAAGCUGCAGGUGGAAGAUCAGUUUUGAAUUGUUUUGUUACAGGAUAUAUUGGCUAUGCAAUUAAUAGCUUUUUAAUUAUGGACUGGUACAGUGCUCUGUAAUGGUUUUCUUCCUGAUAGUGAUGUAUAAAUGAUAAUGUUUUCAGUCGGGUGUGUUGAGGUUUUCCAACACAGUUUCAAUAAGACUUGGGUGGAAGAAUGAAAACGCUAAGGGUCAUUUCUUAACUGUAGAUACAGAAUAGUCACUAUAAGAAUUGUUUUAGGAGUAUGGUUUCAUGCCUGGGACAGAAAUGAGGACAUGUGUGCUGCAUAAGGAAGAACUACAAAAUAGUUCGAUAAACAGACCUCUUUUCAAAACAUCCCCAGCUUAGUUCAGUAUAACUGUGACUUGGAUUUGCUUUGAGUCUCCUUUGUGGAGAGAAAAAGCGGGUUAUAAAUAAACAUAAUUUUUUGGGGAAAAAUACCAUGUAAAUAAAUUGACUUUUUUUUUUUGCAAAUAAUUCAUGUCCAGGGAUAAGGUAACCCUUGAAAAUAAAAACAUGCAGUGUAAGCAUAUUUUUUAUUGUAACUGCUUUGGAUAUAAAAAUAUAGUUUGGUGAAAGGGAGGUUCUCACAUAACUCACACACUUUCAUGUUAGUAUAAUGCUCCUUUCAUGAGCACAAGUGCACUUUUGGAUUCAACCUGUAAAUUCAAAGGUUCAUUUUCCGUACAUCUUUCAUGUGAUGUGUCUUAAGUGGAGUAUUGAAACAGUUUGAAACAGGUGCAUGGAAGUUAUUAAUACAUUGAUUUUAUGUAGCUAUUCAAAGGAAAUAAUUUCAUACUGUCACUAAGGGGAUUUGUGUCUUGUUCAUCCUAGUCUUAUUAUGUACAUGCAAAACCAAUUUGACUAUGUAGCAUUUCCAUCAAAAUGGGAAUAGUGGCAAUGAGCAAAUGUAAAACAAUGGCAUCCCAUGUAUAGUGUUAAGGCUAGAAAGCAGGGGCCUAUAAUUGAAAGUAAUUGGUUUAAAAUCCCAUCUUUGAAGCUAAUAUUUUAUUGGCAGUUUAAAAAGGGUUAAUUGCCAUUUGGGAUAAUAAAGUAACAUUGGUUAAAUGAAUCGUA